AUGGCUGAUGCGGUCCAAAUAUUCGAACAGACCCAAACAAUUGAAGUACAACGAUUUGAAAGUAGACACCGAAUUUAUAACGACUUGAAGAACGAGAUUUCCGAUGAGAUACAAGCCGGAGCCAAGGUGACAAUCACGACCAAGCCUCAGAGCCCUCGUCAGAAGUUUGUGACCGAUGAGAUGGGAGAAGUUGCAAGCGAUGAACUUAAGAAGAAAUGGCAAGAGAAGAACACUGGCUACGUAAGAGAAGUUGCAGAGGCGGAAAAACUGAGCCCCAGCAUGGAACGCUACUGGCUUCGUCGUGCCGACGAGGCUAAGCGGGAAGAGUUUUACAAAGCGGACCACCCGUAUUUCGGGGCAUACGUCCGCUGCAUCCCCAUCGGCGUGCCCUGCUGGGCGAGCGUCUGUUCGGCGGCUAAUCGGCUGCAGCCGAUUGGCGACCCCCAGCGGAGCGGUGUGGCCUCGCACUCCAAUUUGUGUGCGAAACGAACGGCAGAAGGUUCAAGCUGCGUUGGCGAAUUAGUCUCUCGUGCUAAACCAACCGCCCCCCCCUCUGCCCCUCCCGGAUCACCGUGCCCUCCUCCUGCGGCUUAUCCUCCGGCGCGCGCGGCCAGCGGCGAAGGAGCGCGGCGCGUGACGCUAUUGGUCCCCAGCGCGGCCAAUGUGCGCCCCGCCGGCGGUCGCCCUACGCACGAAAGGGACCGCGUCGCAACCCGGACAGUCCGUUCCCGGCCCUUGCUAAGGACCGUGUCGUUGGCGCGAUUUGCAUGCGUCGCCGAUUGUUUGUCAACAAACUUGACUAUAACUUCUCCGUGGGUGCGCAAAGUAUUCGGAUGCCGGCGGACACGGCACGUAGACGCAACAGGGAAAUCUCACGUGAGUACCAGUUUUUGUCAUAAU
Iphiclides podalirius (scarce swallowtail) is the source of this 900-nucleotide messenger RNA. The record is from the annotation of a GenBank genome assembly. NCBI's taxonomy places the organism in Eukaryota, Metazoa, Arthropoda, Insecta, Lepidoptera, Papilionidae.